Molecule: messenger RNA, 1315 nt
Organism: Gossypium raimondii (Peruvian cotton)
Lineage: Eukaryota; Viridiplantae; Streptophyta; Magnoliopsida; Malvales; Malvaceae
Product: syntaxin-132
Exons: 13
Coding region: 131-1039 (302 amino acids)
Biological process (GO): vesicle fusion; exocytosis; intracellular protein transport
Cellular component (GO): endomembrane system; plasma membrane; SNARE complex
Molecular function (GO): SNARE binding; SNAP receptor activity
Source: RefSeq, a predicted model, not a curated record
GUUUCAAAAAAAAUAAAAAAAUAAAAAAUAAAAGUACUUGUGCUUUUUAUUUUCAUAACGAAAUAUUCUUUUAGUUUGCUUUCCUUUUCCCCUUCCUCUGAACUCUGAGUUUUCAACCGAUCAUACCAUCAUGAACAACUUACUCACGGAUUCAUUCGUUGAUGAUGCCCAAGGUCAUGGUGAUAUAGAAAUGGGAAGGCAGGUUCCCGGAAGCACCUCAGACAUGGGAAUGGAAGCUUUUAAUAAGCAGAUGCAAGAGGUCGAGAAGCAAGUGGAGAAGCUCUCUGGAUUACUAAGAAAACUCAAGGAUGCUAAUGAAGAGUCCAAGUCUGUUACAAAGGCCUCUGCUAUGAAAGCUAUGAAGAAGCGAAUGGAGAAAGAUAUCGACGAGGUUGGAAAGAUAGCCCGUAAUGUCAAAGCAAGAUUAGAAGCAAUAAACAAAGAAAACUUAACCAAUCGGCAAAAGCCUGGAUGUGAGAAAGGAACAAGCAUUGACAGAUCCAGGAUGAAUGUUACAAAUUCUGUGGCAAUAAGAUUCAAGGAUUUGAUGAUGGAAUUUCAGACUCUUAGGCAAAAGAUUCAGGAUGAAUAUCGGGAGGUUAUAGAAAGAAGGGUUAUUACAGUUACCGGGACUAGACCAGAUGAACAGACAAUUGACCGGCUCAUUGAAACUGGAAAAAGUGAACAAAUUUUCCAGAAGGCAAUUCAAGAACAGGGACGAGGACAGAUACUAAAUACAGUAGAGGAAAUCCAAGAAAGACAUGAUGCUGUAGUUGAGAUUGAGAAAAAGCUUCUCGAUUUACAACAGAUUUACCUUGAUAUUGCAGUACUUGUUGAAUCCCAAGGAGAAAUUUUAGACAACAUAGAAAGUCAGGUUUCGACUGCAGUCAGUAACGUCCAAUCCGGGACGGUUGCCCUUCAAAAUGCAAAGAAGCGACAGAAGAGUACAAGAAAGUGGACGUGCAUUGCCAUUAUAAUCCUCCUAAUCAUAGUUGCUGUUAUAGUUGUUGGAGUCCUUAAACCUUGGAAGAGCAGCUAGGGUGCUUGCCUUAUUCACUCUUCUUGUUUGACCGUGUAGUUAGAAUGGAACCACUAGUUUUCUUGUCUCAAGAGUGCAUGUUCUGUUUUGCAUGAUCCCAUUUUUCUUAGUUUUGAGCACUCGGGUACUUGUUCCUUUCAUUUCUCGUCUUUUUUUCUUUAUAUAUACAUUUUCUAAUUAAGGUGCGAAGUUUGGUCUGUUAAUAUUUAUAAGAUUUAAGCACACAUGUAUAGCAGCUCAUCUUUAUGGAAAUUAUCCUCUCUUUUUCUCCUCCAA